Messenger RNA from Mesorhabditis spiculigera, 372 nucleotides. The record is from the annotation of a GenBank genome assembly. NCBI's taxonomy places the organism in Eukaryota, Metazoa, Nematoda, Chromadorea, Rhabditida, Rhabditidae.
AUGAGUCCGAAGACGAAGGAAGUGCAUCGACAGCUUGUUAAGGCUCUUGUGCUCCAGGCUUGUCUACCACUUCUUGAUACUAUGGCUGUUUUAUGCUAUGCGGUAGAGCAAUUUGAGCUAUUACAUUCACCAAUCCUGGAGUUUUCUGUAUUUCAGAUAGCGGGCCUCGUCCCGGUAAUAUCUCCCUAUCUCUCGCUUUAUUUCGUGUCCCCAUACCGCAGGUUUAUCGUGAGCGCCAUGCAUCGACGAUUGAUCGGAAUGGAACAACAAUUGGAGCCGACCUCGGUGGUAAAAAUGGGCCCAAUCGGCCCCUCACAAAUCAAUCCGACGAUCAUAAUCGGCGAUGGGAGGGAAAUGAGCGAGAUUGCUAUG